AUGGUCAACUACAAGCUCACAUACUUCGAUGGAGACCUUUUCGCUCUUGCCGACCAGAAGUAUGAGGAUGUCCGUCUUACCAGAGAGGCUUUUGCUCCACUGAAAGAGACUUUCCCAUUCGGACAAAUGCCAGUGCUUGAGGUUGACGGCAAGCAGCUGGCGCAGUCGUUGGCAAUCAACCGCUACUUGGCAAGGACUUUUGGUUUCGCUGGCAAAGACGAUUUUGAAGCAGCAACCAUCGACUCAUUGGCCGACCAGUACAGUGACUACCGCGGCGAAAUGAAGAGCUACUAUUAUGCAGCUCAUGGAUUUAUGCCUGGAGAUCCAGAGAAGCUGAAGACUGAGGUGCUAAUGCCAGCUCGUGACAAAUUCCUUAAGUUUGUCACAAACUUCCUCAAGAAGAACGCUGCUCACGGUUACCUCGUGGGUGACAAGAUCAGCUGGGUGGAUGUGCUAAUCGCUGAACAUAUGGCCGAUAUGUGCAGGAUGGUUCCUGGAUUCCUUGAUGGAUUCCCAGAGGUAAGCGUCGGUUCAUUUAAUCUAAUUUUUGAAACCCUGGGAGUCGAAAAUCAUAGUUGGUGGAUCAAUUGCACAAUGGUGAACUAUGAUUUCGAGUCCUAA
Molecule: messenger RNA, 621 nt
Organism: Cooperia oncophora
Lineage: Eukaryota; Metazoa; Nematoda; Chromadorea; Rhabditida; Trichostrongylidae
Source: the annotation of a GenBank genome assembly